AUGCUCAUGGUUACGCGCACUGCUCGGCCGCAUGAAACAGCCGCCGCCUCGGCGAAACUGCGAUCCUCGUUCUAUCGGUUCGGGGAUGCCGGCGAAUGUGGUGAAAGUGGCGAGGAGAGCGACAGUGUAAUACCACCACUGUCGGGGCCGGGCUCAUCACCCAAGGCGCUCGUGCCGUAUGCGUCCAACGAUGCCCUGCCGCCAAAUCCUUGGCGGCAACGAACAACCGUGGGUGACUUGGAGAGGGCGCAGCGCACAAACCCCCGCGGUGUCGCACAGUUCAGGCCUGUCCUGCAAGCCGCUGAAGAGACCUUAGGCAGCUCAUUGAGUGAAUCAAAGCCACUGCUGGAGCCGUACCUCUACGCGCAGGAGCUGGCGCGCACUGCAACAGUGGAUGCAUGGCACUUGCGCCGCAGCCGAUACUUGCAGCGACUCCAAAACGGUGCCGCCACCCAGCGGGAGGUGUGCAUGGCGGACGGCGGCCCCCGGUGCCGCUCAAGCCGCCUUGACACGCGGAUGUCUGCCUUGCCGAGACUUGGCAGCAGUGAUGACUACUCCUCUAACAAGCGCCAUAAUCGGAACGCGGCUGAAAAGGGCGGCCUCGACAGUCACCGCGCCCGCACAUCGUCCACAACGCCAACAACGCUGCCGCUUCUCGCACCAUCCUCGCCGGUGGAGUCGCCGGAGAUCACGAAGGAGUCCACCUUCAGCCGAACGGACGCCAGUGCAUCCGGGUGGCGAAUGAGUAGUGGUGCCAACGACGCGUCUCCGCUGCUCAGCGGAGCAAACCCAAAUGUGCUGGCGGUGCGCUGCCUCUUUCAGGCAGCCCGCAUGGAAGCAGCAGCUGCGGCGGCUGGCAACGCCGGCUGGGCGGCGCCGUCAUUCCCAGAGCCAGCUGAUGAGAUUGUGUUCUCUCUCUCCGCGCAGAGCACGAGCGACAGUCACCGGCAGCAGCCGCGCGCAUUCCUGACGUACAAGCCAACAGGGACACGCCUCAAGGGCCGCGCAGACGCCAUGCCCUCGGACUGUGGGGAUGCUGCCGGUCCGAAAGCUGACACCGACACGCUCCCAAAGGUUGCCGCUGCUUCCGGAGCUGCCAGCGCCGCACCUCUGGGAUUGCUGGGCAACUUGUUCAUCGACGACGCCACACGCGCGUUCUUUGGCUGUGGGGACACAGAUCGCAACGAGGAGGAGCUCGUGGACACCUCCCAUUCUACGGUGACGCCACCGUCCGAGCACGGGCUGCCCGACAUCCUGCGCGAUCGAAUGCACCAGCGGGUCGCCACCUUUACUUCCUCUGCAAAGCACACGCUGGAUGAGCCUCCCAUGACGGCGAAGACACACGCGAUUCUGGGAAAAGCUCGGCUGGCCAUCAACACAUCCACGCAGGCCCUUCUAAUCCAAGCAGAAAGGUCGGAGAGACGCUCACGAGCCGUAGCCAGCGGCGAAGCAUGGCCGGCACAGCCGGCGUCUGCAAUAUCUCAGAAUCUUGUGCGAGCGAUGCGGCAGCUUCUCUAUGCGGAGGAGUACGAACGCGGCCUGCUGUGCCAGCUCGCCCAGCAGUCCUCUCCGACUCGUUGGUACUCGACGCUGCUGCCCAACGGCAGCGACGGCAUUCGCUUCCGCCUCCUCAUUCCACCGACCAUGACCGAUGACGUAGCCGUGCAUGACCGCCUCUACGGUGCCAUACGGCGCGCUUCGCAGGCGAUUGCGCAACCUCGUCGCGAUGCGGUUGCGGCAGAGGAAGCCCGCCGCCGCGCACCUCUGCCCGUGCUCGACAAGAGUAGCGUCGACCAUUCCUUCUGUGCCACUGACGACGCACAGCUCACGGUGGAGAGGGCCGGUGCCGAGAAGACGCUUCUGUUUAAAAGAUGGAUCAGCCUCCACGAAAACCUCUCCGCCCAGCUCCGCCUCUUCACCGAGGAGGUGGAGCAGCGUCGCAGGCUGCUAGGCGAGUUCCUCUCGUGCAAGCACCCUUUCCCGUGCAUGUGCCUCAGCUGCGAUCUGGAGGUGCUCGCCAUGUCAGCUGUGCAGCUGGAGCCUACCGUGAAACCCGCCUGCUGGUACGCCUCGGUUGUGCUCGGUCGCCACAAAGACGUCUUGCAGGAGGAGCUGCUGGCACGCUACCGUGCAGAGCGUCAUCGCCUCUACGACCUCUUCAAGGUAGAGUUCAGCGCCCUAUACACCUACAAGAAACUCGUGUCGGAUGAGGCGCAGCGGUUUGGGCACAUGAUACGGUAUCAUGAGUUUUGCCUCUGUGCGGCAGCGUCGCGCGAAUGCGAGCGGCAGCAGCUGCGCAGCGAAGACUUGCCACUGGCCGAUGUCGUGACGCCAAGACCCUCCUCUGCUAUCUCUACCGCACUCACGCCGGAGCAGACGGCGCCGCUGGAAGUCGUUGACAAGUCUGCAGCUGCGCCUCCGAUGCAUGCACACUUGCUCCACCGCGGUGGCUCGCGCAUGUGGCAGUUGCGGCAGCGUCGACUGCGCUGCUGCGACGCCUUCGACUCCCCUUUCUUCUCGUAUGUGCUGUACACAGAAGUCUUGACGACCGUCGCCGCAGAGGAAGAGGUGCGCACCAUGCGGAUGGUGUCAGAGACGGCCGAGCGCGCGGAGCUGAAGGCGUCUAUGAUGGCCGAGAAGUCGUUUGCCUGCCUCAGCGAGAGCGAGCGGCAAGCCCGCGUGCGGAUAAGCGCGCAGCGGGAUGAAGCGUACAGCGCCUUGUGCGCUGGGCCUCUCGUCGAGCUGCAGGCGGCCCACGCGGCAGAGCUGCACACAGCACAGGUUGCGGAGUACGCCAAGUCGUGCGAGGAGGCCCGGCAGAGCUUCGUGGUCACUGCGGUGGCGGCGAAGAUGGCAGCCGAGGAGGGGGAAAUGAACUGGUACCGCCACUUUGUGUUCGAAAUGCGGCAGCGUUCCUUGGCCCUGUUGGUCGCCGGCCGCUCUGCCGCGCAGGCGACGACGGCGUCGCGGGAGUGGUUAGGCUGUCAGCAGCACGUGUCACUGUUUCACAGCGAGCGACGAUUGCGCGACCGCGUUGCGCUGGUGGAGGAGACGGAUGCGCGUGUGCGCAUAAUGGCGGCUGCCGAAGCGUCUUUGAGGCACGCACGCAAGCGCGAAGCUCGUCGAUUGAGCGAGGAGGCGGCGGACAUGCGAGAGGCUGUGCAGCGCGUGGCGGAGUCGGUUCGGCGCGCACACGAUGUGGAGGAGGCGGCCGUACGCGCCCAGCUGCAGCGGGAGGAGCGUGCGGCGGAUCCGAGCAAGCGCCCCAGCGCCAAGAUGCGAGCCGACACCGUGAACUCCUUUUUCAGGAUGACAACAGAGAUCAAGGAGGAUUUUGAUGUGUUCUUGCCAAGUCUCGGCAGUGACGCAUGA
This is a messenger RNA of Leishmania major strain Friedlin, 3372 nucleotides long. RefSeq lists its product as hypothetical. The record is from RefSeq and is a predicted model, not a curated record. The transcript has a single exon. NCBI's taxonomy places the organism in Eukaryota, Euglenozoa, Kinetoplastea, Trypanosomatida, Trypanosomatidae. Bases 1 to 3372 code for a protein of 1123 amino acids.